CGGCGUCACCGGCGGGCCGGGCCCGCCCAGCGGUGCCUCCGGGGCGGCCGCCGGGGCUCUGUAGGGCUGGUGGAACCGCUGUCGUCGUUGUGGCUUCGCCCCCCGACCCGCUGAAUGAAAUGGGGUCCCCCGUGCCCGCGGGGCCCUACGGCCGUGACCCAGGCCCCGUGUUCAGCGGGGUCACUCCCGAAAUCAUCGAGGACGCGCUGAUCCACUUGGCCACGGAGAACGAGCAGUACCUGAGCGAGCUGCCGGAGCACGCCGGGAGCUUCAAGGACACGCGGAUCGUGGAAUUUAUAUUCCUUUUGUCCGAAAAAUGGCACUUGGACCAAUCGACGAGGUACCAAGCAGUCGAGUUGCUUGAAAGGUUUAUGAUCAAGCAGGUAGAGCAGAUGUGGGAGUCCUCCAGUGGGAGUGUUAAAGGUGGUGCCCAAGGACAAGGGAGCACCUGGAGCUCUGUGAGGGAUGAGAUAGUCAACACCUUUGUCCUGCGACUGGUGUCGUGCGUUCAGCUCGCGAGCAAACUCUCCCUGCACUAUAGCAGAGUGACCAGUGACACAGCUUUAAAAUUUCUGCAGUCCUUGAAAUACUCCUACACUAAACAGGAGUUGCUGGAGUCAGAGCUUGCUGUUUUAAACACUCUGCACUUCCACAUCAACGUGUCCAAUCCGCUGGCCUACGUGGAAUUGCUUCUGGAGGUUCUAGGACACAAUGGGUGCUUGCUUCCUGCUAAACCCUUGCACCAAAUGUGUGUGCAGCUGCUGGACUUCUGCUACCUGACCAGAGAGACCAUCUACGACACUUUGCUGAAGAUCGCCAUCGAGAACUCCACGCCCAACAAGCUGCAGGUGGCCAAGUUUCUGACAGUGAAGGAAGAUUUCAUGCUCUUGGCUGUUGGAAUCAUCAGCACAGGCGUGUUCAUCCUGAGCCCUGGGCACUGGGAUCAGGUUGUGGAGCAUUUGAACUGUAUCACUGGCAUUACUCCACAGAGCAUCCUGGAGUUCUCGUACGCGGUGCUGAGGCGCAUCCUGGGCAGCAGCACCGUGCCCAGGCAGCACCAGGGGGGCUGUGGAGCCAAAGCUCCCAAGGGCAGGGUUCUGCCCCUGAAAUAGAACCUCCUUGUCUGGAACUGUGCUGUGCUGUCUUCACCUGCUGCUUUUCUAAAAUCCCUGUCUCCAGCUGCCUGUGACUGUUUCCUCUCCACCAGCACUUGGAGCACUUUUGCUCUUGCCCUACCACAGCCAGUAACGACCAGCAUUGUGACGAGGACAGAAUCCUGUGAGUGUCAGGGUUUGUGCUGUGCCAGGCAGUGCUGAAGGAAAGCACUCAAGAGUGAGGAACAGUUUUAGUCUUUCCUCAGUGCAGCCCUGUGCAGGAAGAGGGUGCAGGAGGGAUUACAAACUGUUUGAAGUGGUAUCAGACCUUGUUAAGCUCAGUGGUACAAAGAAGUGCUGAUGUGACUUGUAAAAUACUUUAUUUCACAAUGUAGUUACUCUUUAAUGACCAGGCAGAGUUCUGGGAGUUUUUCCAUGUUAUUCCCUGUGUUUGUAACAUUGGCCAUAAACCCCAAAAGUACCAGUUUAGCAUCCAUUUAAUAGCUGAGUUUAUUCUGUUCAACUCAACGAUACAACUUUGCAUAUUGCUUUUCUAUAAACUACUUGCAAUAAUGGCAUUUUAAAUAAAGUGUCUUGUGGAUUUUUGGUAUUGUAAA
Molecule: messenger RNA, 1711 nt
Organism: Myiozetetes cayanensis
Lineage: Eukaryota; Metazoa; Chordata; Aves; Passeriformes; Tyrannidae
Gene: CNTD1
Product: cyclin N-terminal domain containing 1
Exons: 7
Coding region: 120-1112 (330 amino acids)
Biological process (GO): reciprocal meiotic recombination
Cellular component (GO): site of double-strand break
Source: RefSeq, a predicted model, not a curated record